Messenger RNA from Cynara cardunculus var. scolymus (artichoke), 2166 nucleotides. Its product is annotated as serine/threonine-protein kinase STY46-like. Gene Ontology annotation, biological process: protein phosphorylation. Gene Ontology annotation, molecular function: ATP binding; protein kinase activity. The transcript is spliced from 16 exons. NCBI's taxonomy places the organism in Eukaryota, Viridiplantae, Streptophyta, Magnoliopsida, Asterales, Asteraceae. Bases 189 to 1946 code for a protein of 585 amino acids. The record is from RefSeq and is a predicted model, not a curated record.
AGAGAGAGAGAGAGAGGCAUGAAUAUGCACACACGUAUACACAAAGCGGAAGGCAUACUGCGGAUCAGAUUUCAAUAAAUGUGUUCUUGAAUCUUCCGUUUUAGUGAUUUGAUCGGAUCUCAAGAGAUUUUUGGAGUUUUUGUUGUUUAUUUUGAUUUACGGCGACAAUAUAUAUUGAUCUUGUGGCAAUGGUGACGGUGGAUAAUGAGAGUUGUGGUAGUAUGAGUAUGGAAUCGAUGCGGUCGUUCACGGCGGCGAAUAAUGGUAACAGUAAUCGGCAUCAGAUACAAAAGCUAGAGGUUUACAAUGAGAUUCUUCGGCGACUCAAAGAAUCCAACAAUGGUGAAGCUAAAAAACCUGGUUUUGAUGAUGAGCUCUUGGCUCACUUCAAUCGUCUACCGACCAGGUAUGCAUUUGAUGUAAAUGUGGAAAGGGCAGAAGAUGUUCUCAUGCACAAGCGCCUGUUGAAUCUAGCACAUGAUCCUUCUAAUGGGAUUGUAUUUGAGGUCCGGCUGGUACAGGUUUCUCCACUGGCUGAGAGUAACUCGGAUGAUUUAGGCGGUUGCAGCUCACCUGGGAAGCCAAUAGCCCAAAGCAUUCAUCCACCACCUGCCUUUGGGUCAUCACCUAAUCUUGAAGCCCUUGCUCUUGAAUCCCUUGCACUUGAAGCAAAGGAGUCACUAACUCGGAAUGGGAAUGGUGCUGUAAAUAGCCACACAAACCUUCCCUGGCCAAUGCAUGAAAUUACCUUUUCAACAGAUGACAAACCAAAGCUUCUAAGUCAGUUAACAUGUUUACUGGCUGAAGUAGGACUGAACAUCCAGGAAGCACAUGCUUUUUCUACAGUAGAUCGCUACUCGUUAGAUGUGUUUGUUGUUGAUGGUUGGCCAUAUGAGUUUUUGUACACAUAUUUUCAGGAAAUUGAACAGCUCCGAGAUGCAUUGGAAAGAAAACUUUUUAAGCUUGAGAAACAGUCUUGGUCAGAUCAGUGUUCAUCAUCUCCUGUGAGUGAGCAAGACCAAGCAGGAAAAAAUUGCCAUGUUGAUCACUUAAGAAUACCUAAUGAUGGGAUAGAUGUAUGGGAAAUUGAUCCUCAGUUUUUGACACUUGACCACAAAGUUGCAUCUGGAUCUUAUGGCGACCUAUAUAAAGGUACAUAUCGUAGUCAAGAAGUGGCUAUCAAGGUGCUCAAAGCCGAACGCAUAGAUACAGAUAUGCAGAAGGAGUUUGCGCAAGAAGUUUAUAUCAUGAGGAAAAUCCGACAUAAGAAUGUUGUGCAGUUUAUAGGAGCAUGUACCAAGCCUUCAAGCUUGUGCAUUGUAACGGAAUUCAUGAGUGGCGGAAGCGUGUAUGAUUAUUUGCACAAACAAAAGGGUACAUUUAAGCUUCCAAUAUUGCUCAAGGUUGCAAUUGAUAUAUCAAGGGGGAUGGACUACCUGCACCAGAAUAAUAUAAUACACAGGGACCUGAAGGCUGCAAAUCUUCUGAUGGAUGAAAAUGAUGUCGUUAAGGUAGCUGAUUUUGGUGUUGCAAGAGUGAAGGCACAGACUGGUGUCAUGACAGCAGAAACUGGGACAUAUCGAUGGAUGGCUCCUGAGGUUAUUGAACACAAGCCCUAUGAUCACAAGGCCGACGUUUUCAGUUUUGGGGUGGUUUUAUGGGAGUUACUAACCGGAAAGCUUCCAUACGAGUACUUGACCCCAGUACAGGCAGCCAUUGGAGUGGUUCAGAAGAACUUAAGACCUACUAUCCCAAAGAACACACAGCCAAAGCUUACCGAGCUGCUUGGGAGAUGCUGGCAGAAAGACCCAAGCUUAAGACCUGACUUCACUGAGAUCAUUGAUAUUCUGAAGAAAAUCAGUAGCCAGAUCGAAAACACGGAGGACCGUAGGACGGAGAAGGGGUCCGGCCGAUUCAUGUCGCUGCUUAGACGCGGGCAUCAUUGAACUGAAAGCUUGGUAAUUUAUUCAGUUCCUAAAAUGGCAGCAAGUGUAUAGUAGUACUCUUAUUCUAUUUUCACUUCGAUUUCCGGAGUACAAAUUGGAAUUUUUCUUAGAAAAAUGUACAAUCAUCCAGUUGGAAUGUAGGAACCAAGGUUUCAACUAUUUUUUUGGAACCUUUAUGUUUUUACUUACAUUUUUGGUACAAAUCCUGAAUUUUUGGUAA